AUGCCAAAAACCGGCGUUCAUCAGCCUCUUGUCCGGCAUGAUGCCGAUGAUGGUGGGGAGACAGGCCAAUCUGUCAAAUCCUUCACCGACGGCAACUUGACAUCCGAGGAAGAGAUCGAAAGUCGCAUGAGUAGGCGUUCGUCGGUUAUUGCCGAUCUGCUGUCAUUAUUUCGCCGAUCAUCGAGUGUAUUGGUUCGCCCGCAUACACGGCUUGGAAAUAUGAACUAUGAUGACGAUGAUGAUGAAUUCGACGAAGAGUCAGAUAAAGAAGCAUCAAAAGAUCGAAUUCUGAAAAAAAUUCAACAGAAGAAAGAAAUAAUACAGAAGCUUCGCGGGCAACCAUGGUGUAUGAAAAGAAAAAGACGAACAUUAAGAGUUGCUCAAAAGCAUUUGCAACAGCAGGAGGCAAAAGUGUCAAAAGUUCGUUUAUAUAAAGCAGAAGCAGGAAGGAGGUUGAAUCAAGCUAGCCGAUGGCUAGAUAAUUUAAAAAUCUAUUUGAUACCAUGGGAAGCAAAAAUUCGAAAAAUAGAAAGUCACUUUGGUUCUGUUGUAUCUUCAUAUUUCACUUUUCAUCGAUGGGUUCUUGGUGUUAAUAUUGCCAUCACAUUAAUCAUGUGUCUGUUCGUAGUCAUUCCAGAGUGGCUCGCUGAUUCCCGAAUGGUCGAGGGAUCCGAGCGAUACAAUCGCACAAAAAUAAUUAAAGUAAUGCCAGAAUCAGUGCGUGAAAGGGCUGAUGAACUAUCAACUGUAUGGGAUUUUGGAGGAUAUUUUCAAUAUUCGUUACUUUUUUAUGGUUUCUAUUCAAGAGAAACAUUUUUUGGAGAAACUAUAAAAUAUCGAGUUCCGGUUGCAUAUUUUCUCUGCAAUAUAUUUGUUUUAGGAUUUUCACUUUUUAUUAUAUUGAGAAAAAUGGCUUUGAAUCAGCGUCGCGGCAAUUUGUCUUCUGGAAAAACGCAACAAUAUUUAUUUAACUGGAAAGCGUUCACAGGAUGGGAUUACACGAUUGGAAACGCUGAAACAGCUGGAAACGUGUAUAUGGCAAAUAUUAUUAAAUUUCGAGAAGCAAUUAAUGACGAUUCGAAGAAGCCUAACGAAAAACAUCCAUGGAUCAGAUUUUUGUUGAGAUUUCUCACAAAUAUUGCAAUUUUGGCAAUGUACACAUUUUCAAUUUGGGCCAUUAUGAGAUGCGCUUCAUUAAACGGAGAAAGCUUUGUGGAACAGAAUGCAACAGCUAUAACAAUUUCACUGAUUACCCUGGUUUUUCCCAAUAUUUUUGAUUUACUUGGAAAAAUUGAGAAGCUUCAUCCAAGAAAUGCAUUAAGGUUCCAAUUGGGAAGAGUUCUGGUUUUGUAUAUUCUUAAUUACUACACUUUGAUUUACUCUUUAAUGUACCAAUUGGAACAUUUGGAAAAACAGCGGCAAGCUAUACAAAAUGAAUUGAAUAAUGCCCCUUCUACUGUGACUUCUUCAGAUGCAGAGAAAGUUUUGAGAACUCUUCGACAAGUCAUUCUACCAAUGUACCCAGUUAAUAAUACACCACACACUUAUUUUUCUUAUGUUCCGGUCACUACCACAGCUGCUCCAACAACAUCCCCGAUUCCCACUAGUCCUUGGACAACAGUCCUUCCCGAUUUUGGGCCGUUUGGCGUAUACAACCCAAAAGUCGUCAUAACAAAAGAUGAGACUAUUUUGAAAACACCACUUGUUGUGACUCAUCAAAUUGGGCCUAAUUCUGACUGGAAUGACACGAGCACUAAUAUUUUGAACACUUUAAUGAGCCGCUCAUCAAUAACUCGAUCGUCGUGGAGAGUAAUGCAAUACCAAGAUUUGUGUUGGGAGACAAUUAUCGGACAAGAAAUAACCAAGCUUGUUACGAUGGACUUGUACAUGACGGUCGCUUCGAUUUUCCUGAUUGACUUCCUUAGAGGACUUGCAUGCAGAUAUUUAAACUUUUUCUGGCCAUGGGAUUUAGAGAGAACAUUUCCGGAGUACGGAGAAUUUAAAGUAGCUGAAAAUGUUCUUCAUUUGGUCAACAAUCAAGGAAUGAUUUGGUUGGGACUAUUCUUUGUUCCCCUUCUUCCUAUGCUCAACAACAUCAAGCUAAUUAUUCUAAUGUACAUGCGAGGCUGGGCAGCUAUGACAUGUAAUGUGCCAGCUAGUCAGAUAUUUCGAGCAAGUCGAUCGUCUAACUUCUUCUUUUCGCUUCUACUUUUAUUUCUGUUCCUUUGUACACUUCCAGUCGGAUUUGUGAUUGCAUCAAAACAACCGAGUAAAAGUUGUGGGCCAUUUGGAAACCAGCCAUUUUUCUAUAGUGUCAUUACUGAUGUUCUUCAUGAAAAUUUGGAUCCAAGAUUGGUUUCCGUUAUCAAAUAUCUUCUUUCUCCUGGUAUUAUUAUACCAGUAUUAGUUUUGCUAUUGCUAGCCAUUUACUUUUUGAUUGCACUUGUUUCUGGACUUAAAGAUGCCAAUCAAGAUCUAUCUAUUCAGCUUAUGCUUGAGCGAACCGAAGAAAAGAAAAAAAUUUUCGAACUAGCUGGCGGUAAAAAACGAAAAAGCAUUAGUGUUUUCGGAAAACGAAAACCGAAACCUCCAGUUAUUAAUGCAAAACAAACGUCGUCCGACGAUGAUUCGCAAUCGUAUCAUAAAUCGACAGCUCGUAGCGUUUCAGGACGAGCAUUUGUCCCAUCUCUUGGAUCGGUUUCGGAGGUUGAUCACAGCACAGGAGAAGAAGAACAAUGCUCAGAGACGCAGUCGGAUAUCUCAUCGAACCCGCCGAAACCCACGUUUUUGCAAACCCUCCUGGUUUGCAUUGGUUGGAAAGAUAUCAAAAGGAUGAGAAAUAUUGAUAGAGAUGUGAUACUUGAAGAAGGUUAUCCAAGUCAAAAUAGCUCAUCUGGAUCUGAAAGUGAUUCCGAAAACGAGGAAAAUGAUCAUAGAAAUUCCGAAAGUCGCUAUCUCCUUUCCCCUUCUUGUUCUCGUCCAGCUUCCAGAGAAAGAUCAGAAGUUCCCAGUAAACGCAGUUCUACUAGUAGAAGAACAAGCAACCGAGAUCUUUCCUAUCGCACUGCCAUUCAAUCAUUUGAACAGAACUCCGGUUCAGGAUCGUCAAAAUCAACGACGGUGCCUUCUAAUUCAGAUACACAGCCAAUGGGAAUUAUUGAAAACCCACUUCACACUUAUGUCACGCCGAUUAAAAUUGAGAAAAAGAGUUCAUCUGGAAGUUCCGGAAGUUCAAAUCAACAAUCAUCUUCGAUAGAAAAAAAGGCUGCAAAGCGAUUAUUGCAACCAAUUUAUACGUCUCAUAAUGUUCGAUAUGGAACUUUGGCUGAAUCAACUUCACAAGAUCCAACAAGACCACCAUCAGCUGACUUAUCACUGGCUGAAGGCGGAGGGUGUCAGGAUCCACUAUGGUUAAAUACAAAUCCACACAGCAGUUAUACGUCCGCAAUGAUGUCCCCAAUUAUGAACGAAUUUCUUUCUACUGAUGAGACGACGGAUGACGAGAAAGGACGACUUAUACCUGACCGACCCCCAAUUCCACACUCACCUCGUGAAUUGAAGCGAUUGAAACGUGAGAAGGAGUCACCUGGUAGCAAACCAAGUACCCCGCGACCUCCUCGAUUCAGAAUUUCAAUGUCGCCGCCAAGAAAAGGAGCAUCAGACAAAAAUGAUUCUGAUAGCUCAGCAAGAAAAUAUGAGAUGAGGGUGGAAAAAUCGCCAAAGAAACCGAACAAGACAGCAACCAAAGAUGCCACCACAAAUUUUUGA
Molecule: messenger RNA, 3768 nt
Organism: Caenorhabditis bovis
Lineage: Eukaryota; Metazoa; Nematoda; Chromadorea; Rhabditida; Rhabditidae
Source: the annotation of a GenBank genome assembly